Salvelinus fontinalis (brook trout) is the source of this 2312-nucleotide messenger RNA. Its product is annotated as IQ domain-containing protein E-like. The record is from RefSeq and is a predicted model, not a curated record. Lineage: Eukaryota; Metazoa; Chordata; Actinopteri; Salmoniformes; Salmonidae. Gene Ontology annotation, molecular function: protein binding. Bases 79 to 2133 code for a protein of 684 amino acids. The transcript is spliced from 20 exons.
GCAAGGAGAGGUUCUACAACUGUCCAAUUCCUCCAAAGAGAGAUUAGUUUAUCAUUUUAUCUGUAUCCAACUUCAACGAUGCCUCUCGUGGCCAGCGAUAUCCCGACGGACGAAGACCUAGAAGAUCUGGUCGAGGAUGGACUUUCUCUUGCUACCUGCAUAUCAGACUCUGGAAAGAAAGCCAGGAAAAAGAAGCUGUCUGGUAAACCUCCCCCUUCUCCCAGGUCUCCGUAUCUCUCCAGUAUGGAUGUGAACCCGAGGAGAUCAGCGGUGUCAGCCUGGAGGCCCCUGAGAGGAACUCUGGGGGAGAGGGGGGAGGCCCUAGGGGGGAGAGGUGACACUCUGUUGGAGAGGGGUGAGACAGCUCGGACCCCCAGAGAGAGCUGUCUGGCUUCGCUAAGCAACGGGCACGACUACAGAGAGAAGGAGGACAUGUACGAUGAGAUCAUCCACCUCAAGAAGAGUCUUCAGGCUCAGAAGUCCGAGAAGGACAGGAUGAAAGCCAAACUACGGCGUCUGGAGGAGGACAAAACUAAGAAAGACAAGCAAAUAGAACAGCUGCUGGAUCCCACCAAGGGACCGGAGUACACACUGGGUCUGGUGGACAAGAAACACCAGGGGAGCCUGGUUGUUAAUGGACUGAAACAGAGAAUCCUGAAGCUGGAACAGCAGUGUAGAGAGAAGGAGAACACUGUGACCAAACUGCAGAGUGAGCUGCAGACCACUAAUCUGGAGGAGUUGAAGAUCACAGUGGAGACCUACUUUGAGGAGAUUCAGAGACUGAGGAUGAUAUUGGACGCAACAGAGAAAAGCAGUAGAGCAGAGAGUAAAGGUUCUCAGAGGAAGCAGAAGGUUCUAAGCUCUACGGUUCUGCGUCUAUCAGAGAACCUGAAACAGCUACAGCAGGAGAACCACACACUGAGAGAGGAAGUCAACACAGACAGUCCAGCCAGUGGGCUGAAAGCCUACAAAGACUGGAGCAAACAGAGAGUGUUGAGGAGACUGGUGGAACUGGAGACGAGGUUAGAGGAGGGGAGGAGAGCCCCGGCCAGGAGGAGUGGGGUGGACAGACCAGUCCAGACUGACACCCACACCACGCCCACGGAGACAGAGGUUGCUACGACGCCGGGGAUAACCACCGUAACAACGGAAGGGGGCGUUGCAGUGGGAAACACCCAACAGGAAGGGGAGGGGUUUGUCCGUCUGAAGGGGUGUGUCAGACAACUGGAGCAGGAGAAGGCGGAGCUACAGGAGACGCUGACCGAUAGAGAACGGGAGCUGAGACGACUGAUGGCUGAAAGAGAGCAGGAAGAGGAAGAGACGGAGAGGAGGAAGAAUGAACGAAGGAGUGAUCAUGAGAAGGAAACACAGCUCUACCUACUGGAGAGAGAACAGCUGACCGUGAAGAUACAAACCCUGGAGGAGGAGAAGAAGAGAUGGACUGGAGAAGAACAGAACCAGGAGAACCGGAAGGAGAACCCAGAAGGGAGGGAGGAGAAGGAAAGGGCAGCUAGGGUGAUCCAGAGAGAGUGGCUGGAGCACAGAGAAAGGGACACAGUAUUUGUCCAGUCAGCAAUAAGAGGACAUCUCCUCAGACAGAGCCAGAUAGCUCACCUCCAAGACACACACACCAGCACUCUCAUCAAGGUCACACACACACACACACACACACACACACACACACACACACUUCAUUUCCAGAAUGGCCAAUCACAGCGCGGCAGUGAUGUUACCUCCUGUGUGGAGGAUGAGGAGCUGGUUGCCGUGACGCUGAUCCAGUCUGUGUUCCGAGGUCACCUGACACGUAGCGCACUAAUGACGGAGAGCUCUGAGUCUCCAGCCCCUCCACCAGCUCCUAGAAGAGUCCCCUCUGUUCCUUCAACACACACUCCCAGCAACACAGCCCUUCCAGGCAGUGAUGUAGAUGAAGAUGUAACGAAGCUGAGUGAGGAAGAUCCCUGGCCUGUCUCUAACACACUGUCCAACAGGAGGAGACUCACACCAGCACAACUACAGCUCCACCCACCUCCAGACUCCAAGGUUGCUAAGGCGAUGGACUCUGAGGAUUCGGACGAUGACAUCAUCGUGUCUCCGUCUCGUCUCGUGGGAAGGAGAGAGGAGAUCUACUUCUAGACCAGAGCGUUGCACUAUGGGAUAUGAAGUGUGUGUGUGUAGCUGGGUAUGCAGGCUUUUACUCCAGCCCUACACCAGAUUCAAUCAAGGUCCAGAGGACAUGCUGAUAAGUAGAACCAAGUGUGUUUUGGUAGUGCAGGGCUGGAACGAAGUCCUGCACGUGCAGUAGCUCCCCGGGA